UAGAACGUGUCAAAAUCGAAUAUUAUUAUUUUUGUUAUAAAUUCUCAACGUACCGGUGCAAAUCUUUCUUCCUCAGCAUUCAGAAGAUCUCCAACAGAAGAUGCCUUCGCCUGACUCGCCAGGUGGCGCCUAUUUAGCACAUAGGAGAGCUCAUCCAGAGUCGCCGAGACGAUCGCGAUGCGCCUCGCCGAGAAAAUCAUCACCUAUUGGACGCUGUUCUAGUGAUCCUAUAAGCACUUUCGAUUGUGUGGCAAAUAAAGGCGAAGUUUGGGAUUUCAUUCCUGAUCGUGAAUGGAAGCUAUUAACAGCUUUAGCGAGGAAAAGAGACGAUGAACGGAUGAGGGAGAAUCUUGCAGAACAAUUUCAGAAAUUGUGGAUUAAGGAGAAGGAAAAUCGAGAGAUGGUAGAAGCUGAAACUUCAGAACAAUACAAACGCUAUCUGAACCAGAAGAGAACAGAAGAGAAGUAUCACAACGAGUACAAACGCCUACAGCGAGAUGCAGAAGAGCAAAUAAAAACAGGCCAGCUGUUACAUUGCAUCCGGUAUAAAGAGCAGAGGAGCGCAGAUUUGCUCGCGUGGAGGGAUGACCAAAAAGUGUCGGAGCUGGUUGGCAAGGCGGCAGAGACGGCGGCGCGAGCGCGCGGGGCGGCGGAGCGGCGCGCGCGGCGCGGGGACGUCGCCGCCUGGCACCGACACGUGCAGCUGUUGCACGCGCGCCGGAGGGCGGACGACGCCAGCGCACGACGAAACGAAAUGCUGCGGAAUGCUUCGCAGCGUCUAGCCAUCAGCAACACCCUAAGUUCUUGGGAAACUUCCCUAAUACGCCAAGAAAUGGCAGCAAUGGAUGCAGCAAGGCGUGCGCACGUCGUAGCACAUUGCGCACUAAAAGACGCGCGGAGUGUGCGCGUUACGCGUGCGAGGGAGACGAAACGACAACGUGCGAGGAGAUUGGCUGCUAUCACCGCUCAAAUGAGAGAAGCCAUCAAAGGGAAUUAAAUACCAUUUUAUUGCAAUUUGAAACCUAAAUAAAAGAGAGAGAACGAUUAAAUCAUAAGAAUAACAUUGAACUAAAAAAAUCAUAACAUUAUAAAAAUGA
This is a messenger RNA of Vanessa atalanta (red admiral), 1097 nucleotides long. RefSeq lists its product as uncharacterized. Lineage: Eukaryota; Metazoa; Arthropoda; Insecta; Lepidoptera; Nymphalidae. The record is from RefSeq and is a predicted model, not a curated record. Bases 101 to 997 code for a protein of 298 amino acids. The transcript is spliced from 6 exons.